GGCGUCCUGUCUUGCCCUGUCCUAUCCUGGCCUGCUGUGCCCUGCCCGGAGGGGACGGGAGAGAACAAGAGGCAACAACAAAGGUUUUGUUACCAUGGUUUCAAAAAGGAAAUUGUCAAAAGUUGAUGAUUCUGGAGAGAGCUGCAAGGCAGAUUUGCCAAAAAUUAAGAAGUCACGGCUUUCUGAUAAGGAAAAUGCCUCUGCCCUCUGUGGAUUGGAGAAUGAGGGAGUCUUUGAAGAGCUCCUUAGGACAGCAGGAAUUGUGCUGAAAGCUGGGGAGGGACAGAAUGAAAUAGCUGUUGAUCAAAUGGCUUUCCAGAAGAAGCUCUGCCUGGCCCUGGAGAAGCACCCUACUUACCCAGGUGUUGUGAAGCAGUUCAUCAGUGGCCUGGAAUCUCACAUCAAGGAUAGGAACCAGUUCAAGAACUGUCUCUUGCCGUGCACUCCUGUACGGACUGAAGGGUCAAGGAAUCUGGUGCACUCAUAUUGCGAAAGCCUCAUUAAACUGCUUCUUGGGAUUAAGAUCUUACAGCCUGCUGUCAUAACGCUGUUAUUGGAAAAGAUUCCUGAAUUCUUUUUUGACAUUGUGGGCACCUUUGGAACAAAUUUCCCCCGGCUCAUCGUCAAUCAGUUCAAGUGGCUUGACAAGCUCCUUGACAGCCAGGAUCUGGUCAAGAAGUUAAUGCAGAUGGUUAGUGUCUCUCCAGUACCAAUCCAGCAUGAUAUUAUCACCAGUUUACCUGAGAUCCUGGAGGAUUCCCAGCAAAGUGAGGUUGCCAGAGAGCUCAGCUGCUUGCUGAAGCAGGGCAGACGGCUGACAGUUCCAAUCCUGGAUGCUCUUUCUCGUCUGGAUCUUGAUGCAGAACUUGUGGCUGAGGUGCGAAAGUCUGCCAUGACCAUUGUGCCAUCUGUAAAACUGGAAGAUUUGCCUGUAGUAGUAAAAUUCAUCCUCCAAAAUGUCAAGGCAGCAGAUGCAGUAGAGGUGAUUUCUGAUCUUCGUAAGAACUUGGAUCUGUCGUCAUGUGUUCUGCCCCUGCAGAUCCACAGUUCCCAGAAGAAGAUUAAAAGCCAAGUCCAGGCCAGUUCUUCCCUGAGCCAAGUAACCACCAGCCAGAAUUGUGUGAAGCUACUUUUUGAUGUGAUCAAGUUGGCUGUGAGAUUUCAGAAAGAUGUCUCAGAAGCAUGGAUUAAGGCUAUUGAGAAUAGCACAUCUGUGUCUGACCAUAAGGUUCUGGAUCUGAUUGUUUUGCUGCUAAUCCAUUCUACAAACACCAGGAACAGGAAGCAAACUGAGAAGGUCUUGAGGAGCAAAAUCCGAUUGGGCUGCAUGCCAGAACAGCUGAUGCAGAAUGCCUUCCAAAACCAUUCAACGGUUAUCAAAGACUUCUUCCCUUCAAUCCUAACCCUUGCUCAGAUGUUUCUGCACUCAGCACACCCAGCUGUGGUCUCCUUUGGCAGCUGCAUGUACAAGCAAGCUUUUGCAGCCUUUGACUCUUACUGCCAGCAGGAGGUUGUGACUGCUUUGGUGACUCAUGUGUGCAGUGGAAGUGAGGCAGAACUGGACAUUUCUCUGGAUGUGCUCACGGAUUUGGUGGUGCUGCACACAUCUCUGCUGAUGCGCUAUGCUGCCUUUGUGAAGACCAUUUUAGACUCUACGCAGAAACUGAAUCCAUGCCAGAUACGGAAGCUCUUCUACAUCCUCAGCACCUUAGCAUUCAGCCAGAGGCAAGAAGGGAGCUACAUUCAGGAUGAUAUGCACAUGGUGAUCAGGAAAUGGCUCUCCAGCACAGCUCCCAACCACAAACAAAUGGGGAUUAUUGGUGCUGUUUCCAUGAUAGGCAGAGUGGCAUUAAAAAGGAAUGAAGGAGAUGGUGGUUCACUGGAGAGACCAGAGCCGAACAGCGAGCGUGAUGGGCAGCUGUCUACCCUGCUGGACCUUGUGGGCUUCUGCUGUGAGCAAACACCAGAGAUCUUGGCUCUGUACUAUGAUGAAUUUGCUAGUUUGAUUGAGAAGCAGAAGGGCAAUUUGGAUUUGCAGCUCCUGGAUGAGUUUGGGAAGAGUUUGGUGGAGGACUUUCCCAGUGACUUCGUGGUAGACCUCAGCCCCACAGUGCAUGGAUCAUUCUUGUUCCCAGUGAAGGCCUUGUAUAAUCUGGAUGAAGAUCAAAGUCAGGAAGCAAUUGCCAUUAACCUCUUGCCAUUGGUGUCACAGAAUGAGCUGGGCAGGGUCACUGCUGGGGCAAGUAGCCAAAGUAAAAGGGCUGUGUCACCCAUGUGUCUGUCACCCUGUUUUCGAUUGCUGAGGCUCUACACUGCAGAACAAAACAGCGGAAGCCUGGAGGACAUCGAUGCCUUACURGGUUGUCCCCUUUACCUGACUGACCUGGAGGUUGAAGGGAAGCUGGAYUCUCUAUCCAAGCAGGAGCGUGAAUUUCUGUGCUCACUCCUGUUCUAUGCUCUCAACUGGUUUCGUGAGGUUGUAAAUGCUUUCUGCCAGCAACAGGAUGCUGAAAUGAAGGGGAAAGUAUUAACUCGCUUACAGAACAUCACAGAGCUGCAGAAUGUGCUGGGAAAGUGCUUGGCAGCAACCCCUGGCUAUGUCCCACCACCAGCUACCUUUGAUUGUGAAGCCCCGGAGGCUGCACCAUCCAUUAAUGCUGCUGGUCCAGGCAGAAAAAGGAGUGGAAGGAAAAAGAAGGCUGAUGGCAGCAAAGCUGGCUCUGCAGAUCGUUCUCAAGCAGAGGACAGUUCUGAGGGAAACCAGCCUGAUACUGAGCUCUCUGAGCUGGACAAGACUGCUGCUGAUAGAGAGGCAGGAAAUCCUCUGGCACAGCUGCAGAGCUAUCGCCCRUAUUUCCGAGAGCUGGACCUCGAGGUGUUCACUGUGCUGCACUGUGGACUCCUCACAAAGUCUGUCCUGGACACAGAGAUGCACACAGAGGCUCGUGAAGUUGUGCAGCUGGGGCCUGCUGAGCUUUGCUUCCUUCUGGAUGAUCUGUGCUGGAAGCUGGAACAUGUGCUGCCCUCRGGCUCCACAAGGAGGGUGCCCUUUCCAAAGGAAAGAGGCAACAAGGACAUUGGCUUUUCCCAUCUGUGUCAGAGAUCCCCCAAGGAAGUUGCUGUUUGUGUGGUUGAUCUACUAAAGCCAUUGUGUAAGCACAUGGAGAACAUGCACAACUACUUCCAGGCUGCUGUACAAAAUCAGGGUGCAGAAGAUGAACCAACAGUAAACAUCCAGGAGCACCAGCUGAUGUCCUCUUGCUACCAGCAGCUGUUACUUACUUUUCGCUCCUUAUUUGCUUGGAAUGGUUUUUCUCAGCAUGAAAAYASUGAUUUGCUGAGGUCAGCUCUCCGRGUACUUGCAGACAGGCUAAAGCCAGGAGAGACAGAGUUUCUUCUUCUUGAGGAACUGAUAAGUGAGAGUUUUCAGUACCUCCUGAACUUCCAGCAGAGUGUUCCCAGUUUCCACUGUGCCUACAUCCUCACUCAGCUCCUGAUUGCCAUCGCUGAGAAACCCAUGUCUGGCUGGAAGAAGGAGAAAAUGGCUUCUCUAGCAAAGCAAUUCCUCUGCCAGUCGUGGGUGAAGCCCAGUGGAGACAGAGAGAAGGGCAGCCAGUUCAACAGUGCCCUGCACACCCUGCUCUGUGUCUACCUGGAGCACACAGAUAACAUCCUGAAAGCCAUAGAGGAMAUCUCCAGUACUGGUGUUACUGAACUGAUGAACUCUGCCAAAGAUGGAUGUUCUUCUACUUACCCCACAUUAAGCAGGCAGACAUUCCCAGUUUUCUUCAGAGUGAUGAUGGCUCAGCUGGAGAGUUCAGUGAAAAGCAUCCCAGCUGGGAAACCAUCAGACUCAAGUGAGGUGCAGCUGGAGAAGCUGCUGCGCUGGAACAUUGCUGUGCGGAAUUUCCACAUCCUCAUUAACUUGGUCAAGGUAUUUGACAGCAGGCCUGUACUCAGCAUCUGUCUGAAGUACGGCCGCCUCUUUGUAGAAGCGUUUCUGAAGCUUGCCAUGCCUCUCCUGGACCACAGCUUUAAAAAGCACACGGAUGAUGUGCAGAGUUUGCUGAAAACCUUGCAGCUGAGUACUAGACAACUUCAUCAUAUGUGUGGCCAUUCCAAGAUUCACCAAGACAUUGGACUGACCAACCACGUGCCUUUGUUGAAGAAGUCCCUGGAACAAUUUGUGUACCGAGUGAAGGCAAUGCUGGCAUUCAACCACUGCCAGGARGCCUUCUGGGUCGGCAUCCUCAAAAAUCGGGAUCUUCAGGGAGAAGAAAUUUUGACUCAAGCCAGUGAGGAGAGGGGCUCAGAUGAGGACGAGGAGGACGCAGAGGACUCGGCGGAGGGCCCCGCUGAGGAGGAACCGAGCGGCAGCGACACGGACGGCAGCGAGAGCGGGGGGGACCCGGUGCAGCGGGAGAUCCACCAGGACUGGGCCAACCGCGAGUACAUCGAGGUGAUCACCAGCUCCAUCAAGAAGAUCGCGGACUUCCUCAACUCGUUCGACAUGUCGUGCCGGUCCCGGCUGGCCACUCUGAACGAGAAGCUGACGGCGCUGGAGCGGAGAAUCGAGUACAUCGAGGCCCGGGUCACCAAGGGGGAGACGCUGACAUAGGCCCUGGGCGGCCCCGGCCCCCGCCGCCGGAGCACCGCCGCCCCGCAUCCUGCUCGGGGCCCGCCGCCACCGCCGCCGCCUCUGCUCGUGUUGCCAAUAAACCGCUGUGCUCCUGCCCUGCCUGCUCUCUGCCUGCCUGCCUGGGGCUGGGCCGCGGGAUGCCCGGCUCCCUGCCACCGUCCUGGAUGUCCAGAGCCUGCCCUUCCAUCUGCCUGACCCUCGGGGUUUGGGCACACAUUCCUCCCCGCACAUGGGGCUGUGCCACAAGGGCCACGGGCCAGGCUGUUGUCAGCUCUUGGAGGCACYUGACCAGCCUUUGGGGUGCUUUGUGCUCCUACUGGGGUCCCAGCAGAAAAUCUAGUGCUCCCUGUGGUUUGGAGGGUGUCUCAGCCUUCACAUGUASAUGUGUUAGAGCAGUGUGGUGACAGCAGGCUCACCUGGUGUGGUGCACAUGCCACAAGAGAGGGCCCUUUGCCAGUACCGGGGAAGAGGUGCUUAUCCUCYUCUCUGAGAGGCAAGUGGCAAGGAGAAGGAAGUCUCUCAGCCCUUCCCACCACUCCUCUAUUUAUCCCAGUUUUUUCAGUGGGCAUCUYGACCUGCAGAUUCAUUGCUCACAUUUAGUGUUUGUUGGGGAGUCCAUGGAGUUGGUAUCAACAAAGRUUUUAUUGCUUCCCAGCAGACUUUAAAUGUCUUGGUGUAUUCUCCAACUGUAAUCUUAGCUUUUUCACGAUGGCAGUGUAAUGCCUGCAGUGUUUACUAAGCACCUGGGUAACUUAAUGUUCAUGUUUUUGAGGCUGACAUCAGCUGGUUCCUUGCUGACGUAGAUCCUCCUCAAAGCUCACAGUUUUGUUCUCCAUGGGAAUCUGUUUUUCAUUGUUUGAAUAAGUGUUCCUCCAGCCUCUCCCUCAGCUCUUGUAGUGGUUACUGUGAGGUUGGGCUGCACAUCAGGGAGGCUUGGCUGCUUUUGGGGCAUAGUAUCUGUGGAAAUAAGUACUUUAUAGCAGCCCUGCAGUGGAGUGGAACAGCCAUGGAUCACUGCACUUAGGUGUAGGGGGGAUACCAAAUUAGAAUGCAGUCAUACAAGAUUGAUAGAUGGAGGGAAAGCAGCUCUCUCUUGGCUCCAAGGCAGCUGCUCUGUAGCUCAGGUACAUCAGAAGUACUGCUGUGGCCCAUGCAUUGCUUACUGUGGACUUGCUGUAGUGGAGCCCUGAGAUCUCUGUCCUUGGAGAUAACAUUACUUACCUGAACUGAACUGAUCUGACUUUGAAAUUGGCCUUGCUUUGGAUGGGAGGGAGGUGAGGCAGAGACCACCAGAGGUUCUUGCCUAAAUUGUGCUAAGAUUCUUCAGUCCAAAGACUGAAUAGGAGACAGGGUACCACAAACAUCCCUGGGGCUGGGGCUGCACUGGGCUGACCUCAUAACUCAAGAUCCAUUGCUUGUUCCCAGCUAGUAGUGUGGUGUUUCUCAGAUCCCUUCCAGUUUSCUGACUGGCUGUUGUAAUGUCUCUUUUUCCUCUGAUACCAGGAUUUUGCAAAGGAGUAGGUUUUGCCACACAGUUGGUGGGAUCUGCUGGAAGGUACCAGUUCUCCCAGGAUUUGUGCUCUCAGAGAGCUUCAGCACAGCUAGUCCGGUUCAUGUCCCAGCAGGGGUGCUGGGGUGCUCACUGCAGUACAGAGUUCUGCCCUUUUUCUUUCAAGGAGUCUUAAAAGUUCCCUAAGGAACCAGCCAUUCUGCUUGGGUGCUGCUUAUUCCAGGCCAUGUCUGGGAGGUGGAGAAACCUCUUGGUCCUCAGGCUGAUACAGCUUCUUCCAGCAGCUGCUGUGGUGUCCAGCCUUGUAAUAGAUGGAACUUUGACACAUUUCAUUAUUUUAAAUACUGGGGAAUUC
Molecule: messenger RNA, 6504 nt
Organism: Malurus melanocephalus (red-backed fairy wren)
Lineage: Eukaryota; Metazoa; Chordata; Aves; Passeriformes; Maluridae
Gene: FANCD2
Product: FA complementation group D2
Exons: 47
Coding region: 95-4618 (1507 amino acids)
Biological process (GO): mitotic intra-S DNA damage checkpoint signaling; homologous chromosome pairing at meiosis; interstrand cross-link repair
Cellular component (GO): condensed chromosome; nucleus
Molecular function (GO): DNA polymerase binding
Source: RefSeq, a predicted model, not a curated record